This is a messenger RNA of Varroa destructor (honeybee mite), 4796 nucleotides long. RefSeq lists its product as uncharacterized. The record is from RefSeq and is a predicted model, not a curated record. Gene Ontology annotation, cellular component: nucleus; cytoplasm. Gene Ontology annotation, molecular function: mRNA binding. Lineage: Eukaryota; Metazoa; Arthropoda; Arachnida; Mesostigmata; Varroidae.
CGUAGAUUUAAUUUAUGGAUUAUUACAUUUACUAAGAGAAACCUAUCUUCGGAAGUGCAACUUUACUCCAUACGAGGGAUGACACAUAUUUUAAAAAACAUAAAUAGAUUUAUCGCGAGUGAACCUUUUAUCGUGUGGCCUUAUUGAGUCUGUGAUGCUUUACCGGAAGACAGACGAAAAGAUCUUGUCGGUCCUGAUACCCAGCGAUGUAAGGCAUCAAUGUGGGUCGGCAACGACAGUCGUUGUGAACUUCGGGAGGAGAUGACAAUUUGCUUUGUCGUUUUCUACUUUCUCUUUUGUUUUUUUUCCUUUAUUUAUUUAUAAUACUAGAGAUAACAUAUCUUUAUUUAGUUAUGAUAAGGUCGAGAUGACGAGGUUUGUUCUACUAGAGUGUCCUAACUGGCUGGAGGUAGUCUUACCGCGUUAACUCAUUAGGCCUUAGGGCUAUUUUUGUGCUGUGUGAACAUAUUUUAUGCUAUUGAAUAACCUAGAGUGAUUAUUGUUAAGUUUGUUUUCUGUUAAAUUUUUGUGUUUUGGAAAAUUUAGUUAAUGCACUUUCCAAGUCCAGAUUUUUUAUGCACGUUGCUUCCACAGGCUUUCGAAACCUACAUAUGAAAGGUUUUUAAUGUCGGCCAAUCUGAAACGGUGCUUAAGAUUUUCGAAUUUUAUCCAGUAUUAUGCUACUCCGGGCCUUCCAUCUUUAUAUGCAUGCGUGUACACGAUAAGUUCAGUGAUAUUUACCGGUGGAAAGGCAAACGUAAGCAUAUUAUAGCCCAUUAUGGGUCUUCUGGUAGAGCUUAAAAAUGUCGUUGUGAGCUCAAAUUGUGUGGGUCGCGGUGCUUUCGUGGCUCCAUAAUCAGGUCCACUUUUGGCAUAGACAGUUGCUUAAUGCGGAAAUGGGGACAGCCGAAAAAACGUAUUAAUACUGCCGUUUCUUAAUUUCUCUCCAAGGCCGGCGACGGUGUACAUAAUGGCUACACUGAAUUGUCUCAUUAUCCGUUAUUCUGGUCGGUCACUAUAUCGUUGCGUAUUGUUGCGUCGAUAUUUUUGAUAAAAACCUGUUACCUGCGUACUCCGAUCUUUACUCUAUGGUAUUGUCUGAAAUAAAUAAUCUGUAGUAAAACUUUGUAAAUCGUUUAUUUCACGUUAAAUACUCUUUGGGAAUGAUUUAGAUAGUCAGAGACGUUUUAGGUGCAAUAUCGAUAUUUUCCUAUUAAGCAGUUCCCUCGUUAAAGAUCUGUCUUAUAUAUCACUGUCCGCUAAAGAAAAAUGUCUUAAAUUUUCUUUAUCGCAGCAAUUUUUUUCGUUUUUGUAUCAUAAGAAGGCUUAUGUGUCGAUAUUUGCUUAUUAGGAAAAUCUACCUUCUAAAUUUCCAAAUAAAGUCCUACACAUAAUCACAUAUACGUUUUGCUAGACAUUUUCUUGUCUUGUCAUUCCUACACAACAAUACAUGUCUAAUGUAAAUCCUUGCUGUACUGCACCCACAAACGUUGUGUGAUGGUACGUCUUGAGCACACGAACAAGUUUUACAAAACGUUGCAACUCCGCUUGAAAGGCGCGAGGACUCGACAUUAGAAAACUUGGAAAUUUUCGAUCGCAUGCGCCAGUCUUCUGCGAUGAAUAAGCUUUCUAUUAAGAUCAAAUAAUUAGCUUGUGUAACAAGACACUCAUGCAGCGCCUAUUUCAGCCGUCAAGAGUUGUUAUUGUGGUUAGAUGUGCAUGAUGGAAUUUACCGUGGUUGUGUUUCGCCGCGACUUAUACGGGCGAUGGUUUGGCUUUCAUAUUUACACAUGGAAUCAUACGGAGAUCAACGUCGUGGAGGACCUCGUUUUGGCGGAGGCGGCGGUGGAGCUAGCUUCCAGUCGCGUCAGCAGGACAACCAGAACCGCAUUUUCGUAGGCGGUAUUGGCGACAAUAUCAACAAGGAAGAUCUCGAGAACGUCUUCUCAAAGUAUGGACGUCUCACGAAUGUUUGGGUGGCACAAAAUCCGCCGGGCUUCGCUUUCGUCGACUUUGGCGACUCGCAGAACGCCAGCGAUGCCGUUCAACAGAUGGACGGGCAGGAGCUAAACGGCUCAACACUCAAAGUGGCGCCUUACAGGGGCCGUAGCAACAACCGUAGCCGUGGCGGUUUCCGUCCGGGAGGCGUCGGUGGUCGAGGUGGAAGCGGUGGUUAUGGUGGGGGCCGCAAUGGACAUGGGGGCUAUACCGUCGGGGGCGGAUAUGGAGGAGGCCAAGGAAGUUACGGAAGUGGAAAAAGUAGCGGUUACCAGCGUAGCGGUGGUUAUGGGGGAGGCCAAGGCGGUUACGGUGGAGGUGGAUAUGGCAGGGAGGAAUACAACUAAGCCGGAGAUUACUAGGCGAGCCCAAUGACACCCAGCCACCAUCUCAAGUGGAUGACGAUUGCUUCUUGACCUGCCAUGGUUCCAAAAAGGUCGUAGAAAAUUAACAAAGCCACCCAAAUGAGAGAAAAAACAACUAACAGCACAAGAGGAGUCACUUAGCAUAGAAGCGAAAAUUUAUCUGCGUCACGAUUUCCAUAUUUAGAUAGCAUAGGAAUACUACUCUUCACUUGUACAUCUUUCUAAAUAUAGUAACAAAAAGAGCAAAUCAAAACAAAAAUUAAUUCGAUCAUACGCUGUUAAAAAUUACUAGAUAUCUGGUUGUACGCCAAAACACAAGGAUGAGCAACGGUAACUUCUGAAGUGAUUCAUGUUAUAUAUAUUUUUCAUUAAUUACAACAGCAACUAUAGUAGGAUUCCUCUUUGUCAACGAUGGCGAAUUGCCAGAUAAAUAUGAGACUCAUUAGAAAGCGACAAGUAACAGACAUUUCGAUUCACAAGAAAAGAUGAUUUUGACCUUUUUAAAGCCAUAGUAACGAUGGCGGUGAAGAGACUGAGAAUUUGUGAAAAAUGUCGCGCCUCAGCCUGAACAUCAGGCCGGCACCGCUCCUCCCGUUUUCUACUGAGAGCAUCCACUGCGCAUCUCACACGCGACGAUGUGUUUGACUAGCACUGAUAAAUCUGAUAACUCGACCAGUUAACAAAUAGCUCAUAUGCCUGUUAUCUAUAGCUGACAAAGGCAUCGCUUGUACCCAUAAACAACAACACAUCACACAGAUAAUAUUGAGAUAAUACCGAUGUCUAAGGAUCUAUCGGCAGACGUUGUCGCCAGGUAUUAGAAAUUGUCAUCUAAUUGGCAGGUCGAGUCUUCAGAUUAGAAAAGUAAAAGAGAUAAAAGGAGAUCAGAAGGGUACUGAAAACCUGUUGCGUGAUGUUACAUGAUGAUGAAUUGGAUGUGGACCUGUAGGGCGCUGGGGUGAAGUGCCGAAUUUCACGUAUGUUUUUUGCUUGGAGGGGCAGCGGCCUGGCCUACUAUUCAUCAGCCACAAUUGGUCUCAGCUACAUGCUAGCUCAUCAUAGAUCAACUUAGUUUUUACAGAUGGCUGCUUGCAAAAGCAAGCAGUCAAAUGUUUGUACAAACAAUGUGUAUUUAACGGCUAUACUUUAGCAGAUGUCGCUACCAGCGUAACAGUAUAAUUGAUGAUUUAGUCGUAGUUGUGGCCUUGUGUUCUUCUACUACAAUCUCUACAGCAUUCUGUAGAGAUUGUUAAUAGGGAUGUUGUGUCAUAUACCAUAAUAGUGCAUGUUGAUGCUGUUACCAUGACAACGGUUAUUGCUUUGACUUCGAUUGCCAUGGCAAUGUCAAUGACGCUCCCUAUGGAAAUGUUCGCCGGGUUUUUCAUGCGCUAAACGUCGGUAGACGUGCAGAGUCUAUGUACGUCGUCCAGCCUUGUUAAACGUUGCCCCUCCGGUGGAAUUUAUCACUGACCAAUGACAACUUGACCAUCUCUGAGAUUUCCGAAAACCGAUCCAACAAUCAAGCAGCAGCCAGGAAAGUUGACAAACCACAUUGCCAAAUAAAAACGACAAAUAGACAAAUGACAAACAAAAAAUAACGAACGAACGAAAACACACAACACAUGCAACAAUAACAACAGAAUAUUGUAAACUAACGAAAAAUACGAGUAAAGAGACAACAAGAAAAUUAUACAAUAUAAACCAGUUCCUACAGAGUUUUGGAAUUACAUUCUGCUAUUUGACACGUAACAGUGUUAUGACAUACUGACAUUGAUGAGUACUGUACAAAAAAGAGAUUGUGAUCUGGCCGGCAGUUUCUGCCAAGAGUUGACAUUAUUGAGUCGCGUAAGGACCUUCCCUGCCAACUCGAAGACACAGGACGUUCAUGCUGACUUCUUAAUCAAUCUUCAACGAUGAGAAAUUUAUAAUAAUAAUAUUGAUAUGUAGCAUAUAUGAAUACUAAGGGUGUUAUCAAAAACUGAAGAUGACUUAAACCUAGAAAACAGUACUAACAGACAAAAUAUGCAAACAACCAAUAAAUGUAGUAAAACAACAAUAAAAUACGAACAUUUCCGAUAUCAGCUGUUUUGAGUACAAGUAGCCAAAGACGGCUUUUUUCGUGAAUAACAGGCUUGAUGUUGUGACAAUGGAUUUCACGUUUUUAUGUACGCUGAAAUGUUUACUGCCUACCCUUUUGACAAGGGCCGUUUUCGAGCGACGCUAUAUAAGAAGUAAAUGUUUGCUAGUUUUCGAGAAAAAAACAGUGAAAAUUAAAUGACAAGGCCCAUCUGAGUCCUACUUAGCGGCCGCCAAACACGAUCUUUGGAAUAAUACAGUUUCCAAGACUGAGGAAUCAUUUGCUGCUAUAAUGAUGAUCGUAAUAAUAAUGGAGGAUAGUGUUUAUGUUCAAAAUAAAAUUGGUGUUGAUAUCUAUAA